AUGUCAAGAAAGGCACCUAAAACUUUGUUCACCGAUCAAGAUGCUGCAAUGGCUAAAGCCAUACCCAUCGUUAUACCUGACACAAGUCACCGAUUGUGUACUUGGCAUUUGAUGCAAAAUGCAUUAAAACAUGUUAACUGUUUGUUCCAAGAUAAGGAGGUGAAGGGUGUACUAAAUAAAUUCUUCUUUCACAUUGAAGAUGCAAAUCAAUGGAAGUUAGAGUGGGCGGAAAUGCUUGAUAAAUAUGAUGCGCAUGAAAACCAUUGGUUAAAAUUGACUUUUGCGGUGAAAGAAAAAUGGGGCUGGCCUUACGUUAGAUCAACAUGGGCUACGGGAAUGAGUACCACGCAACUUAGUGAAUCUUUUAAUGCCUUUUUGAAGGAUUACAUUCGUUCUGAUUUUAACUUAAAUGAAUUUUUCAUGCAUUUCAAAAGAGUACUUUACGAGAAGCGAUACAAGGAGUUAGAAACAAGAUAUGCUUUGUGCCAAAGGUUGCUAAAGGUGAAAGCAACAAUAAGAAUGUUAAUUCAAAUGGGUAAUGUCUACACAAAAAAUAUCUUUGAGGAAUUCCAAAAUGAGUACUUUCAAUCCAUUGAAUUGGACAUAGAAACAAUUGAAUAUGGGGAGGCUAGUACCAUUUACACAGUUGUUGAUGUUGGUAACAAAUAUGCAAGGAAAGUGAAGAUGGAGAGGGAUGGCUCUUUGGGUUGUAAUUGUACAAAGUUUGAAAGGGAAGGAAUCUUGUGUUGUCACUCAUUGAAGGUUAUUAGAGACAUAUUGAAGAUGAAAGAGGUUCCUCCACAAUAUAUUCUAAAGAGGUGGACCAAACAAGCAAGAGCCGAAACUGUAAAGGACAUUACGGGGAAUGACAUUCAAGUAGAUGUGAAAUUCCAACAAGCCUCGCGGUAUAAGACAUUGAUGACCGCAUUUAGAGCACUAGCAAGUAGAGCUGCCGAAACCGAAGAAACUUAUGAUUUUUGUAUUGCACAGCUUGCUACAUUAGGUGCAAAUGUUGAAGGCAAGUUAAGUGCUCAUUUUGGUGUUGGAAAUGAAGUAGGUAAUGAUGAUGACAACCAAAGCUUUGAAGUGGAUUGCGAAGACGUGAAUCAUGUUGUGCAACCAAAAGGAUUGAAGAAAAAGAGAUCUUUGCUCAACCGAUGGUGGUCAUCGCGGUGGAGUUCACGAAGCGUAGAGGCUGGAGCGGUGGAGUUCGCCGUUGGUGAGGAUGGGUUCGCCGGUAAGGAUGAGGAUGGGUUCGACAGAGGAGAGUGUUGUGUGAGAGUGAGAGUGAAUCCCUUCUGA
Molecule: messenger RNA, 1302 nt
Organism: Camellia sinensis
Lineage: Eukaryota; Viridiplantae; Streptophyta; Magnoliopsida; Ericales; Theaceae
Source: RefSeq, a predicted model, not a curated record